This is a messenger RNA of Trichoplusia ni (cabbage looper), 906 nucleotides long. Its product is annotated as cationic trypsin-like. Gene Ontology annotation, molecular function: serine-type endopeptidase activity. Gene Ontology annotation, biological process: proteolysis. The record is from RefSeq and is a predicted model, not a curated record. The transcript has a single exon. The coding region runs from base 1 to 906 and encodes 301 amino acids. NCBI's taxonomy places the organism in Eukaryota, Metazoa, Arthropoda, Insecta, Lepidoptera, Noctuidae.
AUGAAUAUGAUGAUCGUGGUGUUAUUGCUGCAUUCGGCAGCAUUUGCAGGGCUGUAUAAAAUAAAACGUAUAUACAAGGGCAUUGAUGACAGUGAAGGAAAGUACCCCUACGUAGUCGCUCUGGUCGACGCGUACCGGCACUGCACCGGCACGCUCAUAUCCCCCAACUGGGUGCUGACCGCUGCACACUGCUUGUUUUCAGCCACUCAAGUACAGUUCGGUAACAUGUCUCUACACCCAAGUAAGGCCAAGACGAGGUUGAUAUUAAACUCGGUGGUUCCGCCGUCGCGCAGGUUUUCCACAAACGAUAUCGGCUUGUUGCGAGUCCGUACAAUUUCUAUGAAGGAGUUCGCACCGCUGUCGGCGGUGGACUACAAAGCCAUGGUGGGCCAUUCCGUGCAUUACGCGGGCUUCGGUAUCACGCACUUAAAGGGAGGUAAGGAUAACAGGACAUCGACUGAUGACGAUGCUCGGCCGCUGCAAGUGGGUGACGGUGUGAUCACGCAGUGUGAGUUCGAUGGUAUGCUGUAUACGUUGGGGCCGUUUGUCUGCGUCUCACCAAGGUGCAGCAACAAGAGGCAGGACACGCUGCCGGGCGACUCGGGAGGGCCGCUGUUCCUGGACGGCAAGGUGGUGGCCGUGCUGCACGGGGGCCCCGCCGCCGCGCUCGCCGUGUCCUACUACACGCCCGUCAGCCCCUAUCUCCAAUGGAUCUAUGACGUCAUGAAUACUAAUAGAACGCAUCUCUCCGACAUCGAAGCACUUUUGAUGUUGCUGAACAAGCGAAUAGUAGAGGAGAAAUUGCAAAUGCAUACAGUAGUUAAUGGUUGGGUUAAGAACCCUAGAUUUAUUUCGACACUAGAAAGAAUAAGAAAUAAUUUGAAAUCUAGAACAAUUUUAGCAUAA